CGAUUUCACUCACCCCUCCUCGCCCUGUCUAAUGGUACGGCCCAGAGUGCGCCGCCCAAAGGCCUCCGGCCGGGAAGCGCCACCGCCUGGGUUCGACUGCGCUGGGGGAGACGCUGCUGGGCCCUUGUCCCAUGGCGCUGCCAGGUGGAAAUAAGGAUAAUAUCAGGGCAGGAUGCAAGAAGUGUGGCUAUCCUGGUCAUCUGACAUUUGAAUGCAGAAACUUUCUCCGUGUGGACCCCAAAAGAGACAUUGUUUUAGACGUUAGCAGUACGAGCAGUGAAGACAGCGAGGAAGAGGAGCUGGGGAAACUGCAGGCCUUACCAGAGAAAAAGAAUACAAGUCAGGAGGAGGAAAAGAAGAAUCUAAAAAGAAUAAGCAAAGAAAAAUCCAAAUCAAAGAAAUUAAGGAAAAGAUCUUAUUCAUCAAGUGUCACUGAAGAAGAAGAUCCAAAACCAAAAAAACAGAAAUCCCACAAAAAAGAAAGGAAAAAGGAGAAAAAGAGUAAAUCUAAGAAAGGAAAACAUCACAAAAAAGAAAAAAAGAAGAGAAAAAAAGAAAAACAUUUGUCAUCUGAUAGUUCAAACUCCUCUAGUAGCGACUGAGGAGUUAGUGCAUUCAGCUUUCAUUACCCUGAAAGAUUAGGAUUGUUUACCUUUCAAAUCUAUCCUAUAUGUGCUUUACAAUACUGUCAGGUUAAAAAAAUUAUAUAUUUUAAAAGUACAUUUAUUUACAAAUAUCCACACCUUAGGUUAUUAAAAUGAAAUAUUUGGAGGUGGGAGGGAAAUCUACAUGUUGUUUUUUGCAAUUAAUGGUGUUUCGCUAUUUUCAUUCUAUGCAAGUUGGACCAAGAAAAUAGACUAGUUGUUUAAACUUUUGUGAUUAGUUCAUUUCUAGUCAGUUUUUGAUUGCUAGCUCCCAUGCAUGACCAGAAUAUUCAGAUUGCGAACACGUUCAGGGAAAGAUUUGAACUAAUUAAAAUAUGCUUUCUACUGGAAUUUUUAAAAAAAUUUGUUGAAACAUUUUUAUUAAUUUUGUUUUCUAAAAUCUUGAUUUUCAUUAAAAUAAAAACCUACGUGUUUGACAUAAUUCCAUAUCAGCCACCACUUAAAAGCAAUAAAUAGAGACAUUGAUGAAUAAAAAUAAGGACAUUGAGCUAGAAGAAAGCUGGGGUUUUUUUUUUGUUUGAAGGGACAGAGUAAGGGAAGAAAUAGUAAAUAUUUGCUACAAAUAAGAAUAGUCUUUUAAAACUGAUCUGGUAAUGUACUUUGAAA
Molecule: messenger RNA, 1271 nt
Organism: Mauremys reevesii (Reeves's turtle)
Lineage: Eukaryota; Metazoa; Chordata; Testudines; Geoemydidae
Gene: SREK1IP1
Product: SREK1 interacting protein 1
Exons: 5
Coding region: 132-602 (156 amino acids)
Molecular function (GO): zinc ion binding; nucleic acid binding
Source: RefSeq, a predicted model, not a curated record